AACCAAGAUGAACCAAAAGAUGACUUUAAGAUGUUUUAAUGUUUUAACAAGUGCUCCAAAUGUUCUUCUUGCCCCCGCUGUGUUGUAGGCUACAGCCUUCCUUCUCACUUUUCUUUUGCAGGAAUUCGGAUUUUACUCCCUUAUUUAUUGUUCCCAAUAUAGUUCGCCUCGUCCUUCCCUUCAGCAACCAAAAAACGUGAGAAUAUCGGUAAUAUCAUUAAUCAUUUGCUGAUUUUUUCAAUAUUUUUCAACAUUUUCUGAUUUUCACUUUUUCACAAAAUUUUACAAUUUCCCGCCACUAGUUACCAGUCUCAAAUUCCUCAAAUGCCAUUAGCCGUUCAACUGAUCUCAUAGAUUAUUGGAAUCUGAACUGCUGUCCGCAAAAUGGCGGUCAAUUUAGGAGCGAGAUCACGAAUAUGGCAAUUUAUCCAUAAUUCUAAUGUUUCAAAACGGAUUUUUAACGCUGUGGACAGAAAUAUAAAUCCCUGCGAAAAAUGCUGUCGAAGCUUUGUAAGUUUUGUGCGAAACGUACAAUAUAUGCGACUAUGCGUGCAGUAACAUUUUUGACAGGGGGGGCUACCCCUAUAAAUAGACUAAGGCGUGUAUUCAUAUACAAUAUGUUUAUGGAUAUGGGUAUUCAUAGAAAAACAGCUUAAUUAUUCCAGUUACGUCCUGACCUCACAAGGUAGUUCAAUUUAGCCAACACCAGUUCAAUGCCAAUUCAAAUUUCCCCAGAAAACAUGCCCCCAGUUCCCCCUAGAUUUCUGCUCUCCCCCUAACUUUGAAAGAUAAGAAUAAAUAACUACAGAGAAUGGACUGUUUAGGGUAGAGAGAAUUAAAGUGACAACACCCCCAGUAUAAAUAACGAAUGGUCCCUGAAAAGGAUUUAUCAAUGAAAAUAUUUCAUUAUUGCCAAAGGGAACAUAUUCAAAAAGUUUUCAACGCCAAAGGCGAGUCCAAGACCAGUCAAAUGGUAAGUAUAAGUUAAAUUAAUCACACUUAAAGAUGCGGUACAGUCCGUUUAGCACAUGCCCGUGUCCAUAAGUAACCUAAUUUGUUCUACAGCUGAAUUUAUGGCAGAUGAAAUAAAAAAGUAUGAAAUGGGUAAAAGAUGGCUGGCAAAAAUGAUGGGUGCUGACAUCGAAACUUUCACAGAUAGUGAUGUGGAGGUAACAUGUUUUGAAUAUCAGAUCCUCUUGGUACACUUGCACUCAUCUGACGUGUAUUGAAUUUCCUAAAUCUGCAAAUUUGUAUCAUAUAAUGUUUGAUGUAUAAUCUGUUGUAGGAAUCGUUGAGGUAUCUUUUGCCUACAAAACUUUUUGCCAAUGAUGCUAGACCAAUGAUGAAGGUAGAUCAACAAGACUUAACCAUUUAGCUGCAGAACUUCCCCAUUGACAAGUAAAAUUGUCUGGCAUUAGACAAGUAAGAAAAGAUAAGUAGGGCACAGUGGGGUGCAUUGCAGCUCAAUGGGUUAGUUUACUAGCAAAUCUAAUAUGUGUAUACUUGCAAUGAAUUGUCAGAGAUAAUAUUUCACACAUACAUAUAAAUCAGUUUUAUAUAUUUAAUUUGUUAUGAAUCUUCCAACUUGCAGCAUCCAUCAGAACUUUUUCCAGAAAGUAAAAGUAAGUUCUACAUAUUCAAUGUAAAUUUUGUGGAUUGAGUUGUGGGAUUGAAUGGAAUCAUUUUAUCACAUAUAUUGGAAGACAUUUGAUUUUAUUGAAAAUUUUGAUAUGUAUAUAGUUUAUAAAUUUGUAUUGCAGGUAUGUUGUCUUCAGAUGGCCGACCAGUUCACUCUGCAUUCUAUACUGGAGCUACUGCCUUUCAUGAUUUAAUUUAUGUAAGUCAAAUUCUAGACUGUAGUGUAUAUAGCAAAAUUCAUCCCAUUAUUUUCCCAUUUCUCUUUUCAAUUCUAGGAUAUAUUUCGAUACAGCAGACCAACUGGACAGGUGGAGCAAUCCGAGUCCAUUGAAACAGAGUCAGAUGAAGGGAAUGCUGACAUUGAGUCAGAGUAAAUGAUUUUUUAAAUAAAAUCUGCUUAGAAAUCACAUAGGGUUGCAUUUUUCAAGUUAUAGUGGUAUAUCCUUCACAUCACAGGUUAGAGAUCACAUUCAUAGGAUGCAUGCUAUUAUAUUUGUUUUCUUUUCAGAGAGACAGUAAUUGCAGAGAUUGUUAAACAAGGAAAAAUGAGAUGGCUUCAUCAAAAUGAACUCCAAGCACUUUUAAAGGAAGAAUUGAUGUUAAAAGAUGUGAGCACGACAUUUUCUUGUACUCUUUGGCAGUUUCAUAUUUCUCUGAAUUUGGAAUUAUCUCUAACUUUUUACUCCGUAACUUGCUUCCGUACAGUACGAAGUCGUCAUCCAUCGUCUCAAAAGGUUAGCAAGUGAAAAGAAGCACGAGAACUCGGACGAUAUCAAAAUGUUUUUGGAAAGAUUUCAGACUCCAGUGAAACACGAAGGGUCACAAUUCACCAUUGGACAGGUUCAAGAUACAGAUUCUUCACUAAUUUUCGCUGAACAAUCAUUUCAACUUAUCAACUGAUGCUGUAUAUACUGAAUGUUAAGUUUGUGUUGUUUUUUAGCUUGACGAAAAUGGGAAAGCGCAUGGGAAAGGUAUGUUCAGUCAUGUUUUGCUAGCCAGUUUUAAGUAAAUAAAUAUAAUCCCCACACAAAUCACGUUAACGAUAUGGAACGAUUCAACACUCCAGUCUAUAUAGUAUAGAGUCGUAGGCCUAUUUUUCCUGGUGUACAAUAGGUUUGAAAUGAACGCUAUACUCGAUAUAUAUUCUAGAAGAUAUAUUAUGAAUUUAGGUUACAGAAAGCGAGCCAUGGCUGAAGUCUGGAUUUCCAACGGAAAUGGACAAAUUGCCAUCAAUGAUAUUCCUAUCGUUGAAUACUUUCGGAAACAAGAAGACAGGUACCAAACUUGCGACAAGCCUAUGUUUAUGACAUAUUUAUCUUUUAAACGCAUUUAGAGUAUUUGUCUUAGAAAACCAACCGUUUCCUUUUGGUUUUCAAGAAAUCAAGUGUGGUAUCCAUUGAUAACGCUGAACUGUAUGGGACGGUUUGAUGUGGAAUGUAAUGUUAUCGGUGGAGGUUCAACAGGUAUACGAGUUUCAAAAUCCAGUCUAAACUGAACUCGCUCUUUUUGCUGUCAUCCUGAUAUCUCAUCUAGCGAGUCAAGCCUCGAUUUAAAGGGGGGCCCUCGUUAAGUUAUUAAGCUGUGGAAUCGUCUGGCGUUAGACAAGCAAAAAAAGUAGGGCGCAUUGCGGCUCAAUGUCAUAUUUAAUUAUUCAAAUCUUCCACCUCACAGUCUAUCCAUGAUAUUCCUUUUCUAUCUUCCUUUUUUUUUCAAAUAGCCAUGAUCAAGUGAUAUCUUCUAACAUACCCCUCAUCUUCUUACAUACCCCUCAUCUUUUAACAUACCCCUCGUCUUCUAACAUACCCAGACCGUGAAUCCUUCUUUAGUCUUUCUCUUCUAGGUGAUGGUCUCUCUUCUGUCUGCAUUUCUCCGCGUUUGCAUCGUGUGACUCAAACCAUUCAAAUAAAAAGUCAUUUCUUGGAUUCUGAUUUUCCAUAGUGUACAGCGGCAUAGAGCGAUGUCUUAUAUAACGACACUUAUAGUUUUCAGCUUGUCCGGUUUGGACACACUCAUGCAGAGACAACAUCACAAACAUAUAUCUUCACCUAAGUGUGUAACACCAAAAACACAAAAAAAAAUCUGUGAUGCACGUUCUUUAUAUCCAGGUCAAGCUGGAGCGAUCAGGUUGGCAAUCAGUCGAGCUCUAACAAGUCUUUCCUCUGACUAUCUCGCACAAUUACAGACAGGUAAACGACAUUUUAUAACUUUUUUGUUUGUCUUAACUUUUGAGAACACGAUUACAAGGUUGCUCUAACAAGUGUGAUACAGUCACGAUAUAAUAAGAAUGUUACAAGGUUGACGACACAAGGUUGUAACAAGAUUGUUUUAUCAUGACUGUAUCGCACUCGCUGGAACAACCUUGCAACAGGUCUGUUAAUAUCAAGGUUUUACAACUGUUUACAAGUUAUUUCAUACUUGUUGACAACUUGGCACAAGCAGUGCGAACACAACUUGUUGACGGUUUGUUGGCAAACUUGUUACAAGAUUUUUGCGUGUGUAUUAAUAUUGAUAUUUAUUUUUUCCUCUAUGGGAAAUGUCACACGGGAGUACUCACACUAUAGCGAGGUCCCUGUACCCAAAGAAAAAGAAAAGAUUACCUUUAUAAUUGUGGGAAUAGACAAUUCCCAUUAUAGACUAAUUUUAAAAUUAGGCAAGGAAACUCAAAUAAAUCAUCACAGCUAGAAAGAGCAUACUAAAAUUAGUAAAAUAACAAAGUUUGGUUGCGAAAUGUUGUAAAAUGAGGAAAAUGUAGCCUUGCGAAGUUCGCAAAUUUUGUAUACUUUUGUAUUGCGUGCGGAAAUUCCUACCACAUUCCUACCACAUUUAGGCCGAAAAUGUCGCACGCAAUACAAAAGUAUACAAAAUUUGAAAACUUUGCAAGGCUAUAUUUCCCACAUUUUACAACAUUUCGCAACCAAAUUUUGUCAUUUUACUAAUUUUCGUAUGCUCUUUCUAGCUGUGGUGAUUUAUUUGCAUCUCCUUGCCUAGUUUUAAAAUUAGUCUAUAAUGGGAAUUGUCUAUUUUUUGUAGCUGGAUUAUUAACUCGAGACAGUCGUCUGGUGGAACGCAAAAAGCCUGGGCAGAAAAAAGCAAGAAAGAAAUUUGCAUGGUUUGUUUCUCAUUUCAUUUUUAUACUGUGAGGAGUUUUGGCCAGAAACGACCAUUGUAAGGGGCCACGUCCAUAUUCAUGUUGCCACGCAUAACGUCGAAUCGACGUUAUCACCGGUACCCACCCACCCACCUCAGAUAACGUCGAUCGUUACCCUGCCGUAUUUUGACCGCUUAUUCUCAUAAAAUAUGGUAUAUAAUCAAUCAAUUUAUUUCAGAAAUGCAUUAAAAUGCCGAGGCUUCAAUUCAAAGUUAUUGACUAUUGUGCUUGCCUUCAUAAAAUUAGAAGUUUUACCGCAGAAAAAUGUCGCGAUUCGCGAACACAAAUUCACGCGCAUUUGACACGAUAAAUGUCACUUCAAUACUUCCAUCUUUGUUUUGAACUCUAUUAGUUCAAAAUAAUAUAAUACUGGCAAAACGUCGGUCUGUUCGGAUGUAAAUAGUCAAAUUGCCACGAGAUAAGUCAGAUAACGUCGAGAAGUUGAUGUAAAAACCCACCCACCCACCCAUAACGUCGAUUCGACGUUAUGCGUGGCAACAUGAAUAUGGACGUGGCCCCUAAUAAAGGGGUGAUAUAUCCGUUUUUAUUUUAGGGUGAAACGAUAAUCUUGUAUGAAUGGAAGCUAAUGAAGGAGUUCAUGAACUCAUCCCUAUUUUGACAUCAAGAGACGAUGGGAAAAGUUGGUCUAUGAACUAUAAAGCAGCGCUUCUAACGCGCUAUAUUUUACAUAAAAGACGAUCUAGUAAAGACAGUACUGGCACAGUACUCGGUGUUCUAUACCAUUUUACCGAUACAUGGAUGUACUUUGUCAGGGAAAAUAAAUUCCUAUAAUCACUGAAUAGAUUGCCAUCCGUGAUUUUUGCAUGCGAUAUCAAUAUCUUACCACACAUAUAAUAUUUAUGCAAGUCAAAAUAUCAUUGCGUGCAGUAUCAAAAGAGAACCUGUUGUUUAAUUAAGACGUGUUCUCGUUUUACAAAUUAACUAACUUGUAGAAUUAGCUAAAAUGGAAUGGGUCAAGGAUGAGACCUCGGGAAAAUAUGGAAACGUUAUCGUCACAGACGUCAGUAUUGUUUAUUAUAGAUACUGCGCUUUGUUGUCUGAUGAAUGUUUUGAUUUUGGGUUCUCAUUGCCCCCAAAAUGAAAACAUUAUUUUGUUUACUUGUUAAUGUGGUUAUUCAAUAAUGUAAUCGUAGAUCCAAACAAGGUCAACUACGGAUGUAUAUUACGUUCAAAAUAGGAACCGAUUUAUCAGACACUUACUGAAUUUACUGGCAAUGAAAAGUACUUAUUUUUAAAUGCUAGCUGUUCUCAGUACAUGCAUUUGCAACCAAACGAAACGUUUUGCGACCUAUGGAAGUUGUCAAUAACACCUGCU
This is a messenger RNA of Paramuricea clavata, 6122 nucleotides long. The record is from the annotation of a GenBank genome assembly. Lineage: Eukaryota; Metazoa; Cnidaria; Anthozoa; Malacalcyonacea; Plexauridae.